Porites evermanni is the source of this 11526-nucleotide messenger RNA. The record is from the annotation of a GenBank genome assembly. NCBI's taxonomy places the organism in Eukaryota, Metazoa, Cnidaria, Anthozoa, Scleractinia, Poritidae.
AUGUCCUCUUUAUCAUUCCUGGGACCAAGUCUGUUGGUUUUUGUGAUUAUAUUUCUAUGGAACUCAAGCGGUUAUGCACUUCCUCAUGAAGGAAAUUUUAAAGUUACAGGGCAAGAGAAACAGCUUGACCCAGUCCCAGAUCCUGCUGGCGAAUUUUGUCAAAGAAACAAGAACCCUGCGGGGCUGGGGUUUAUUGGUGUGAAGUACGAUCUACUGAGGGGGAACCCUGAGGGUAACAAUGCUCUUGGGGGUGUUGAUCCGGGAUUUGAUAAAACCAAGAAAAUCUUAAAGCUGACCACAGAAGAGGGAGAUGCAGUCCCAAUCCAGAUCUGCUACGAAGAAAGACAGUCUUGUGCAACGACCAAAUCGUCAAAGAUCUUUGGUGGAACCAAACGUUAUCAGGAGAAACUAAGCGUUGAUGUUAGCGCUGAAGGUAUGUUGUUGGCUUUUAUAAAUGCUGUAGGCUUUUGUACAUUUUGUUCCCCACUGAAAUUAUCCACCUUAAUGAUCCAUUUUUUCCACUAAGACUUAAAAAUCUUCCGAUAAUGCUCAAUAUACAAAGGCUUUUUAAUCAAUUUUAACGUAUAAGUAGUCAACGUAUACAUACAAUUUAAUGGUUUUAACUGACAGAAAGCGAAAAAUAAAGCGCACUAAAAUGCUCGAAUAUUGCUUAUUAAUAAUGCUUUUGCUUCACAAUGAUACUUGAAAAAAAUGCCUCUGAAAAACCAAGGAAAGGGGGGAUAGUAUUCUAAAAAAAAAACCCGCAACAGCAACAAAGCACUUGUCGUUUUCUUCUGAGUGCAGUUAGGGUCACGCUUAGGGUUGAUGAGAUGGAAGCUAUAUUACAUGGUUUUUCGGUAGGGGGGGGGGGGGGGGAGGCCAAAAAAGGGAAAUGCUGUGGGGGAUUUUUUUUUUCUCUAAAGAGCACUUUUCCGUGUCCCCCGGGCCUUGUGUUUAAAAAAGGGGUAAUGGGCCCGUCUUUGGUACAGGAUGGAAAGGGGGGGUGGUGGGGAAUAGAAGGAAGGAGGUGGGGGAGGGAAGAAAAAAAAAAAAAAAACCCAGAACCAACAACAGUUGUUUUUGGUUUGUUGGUGGGGGGGUGGGGGGGUGUGGUUGGGGGGUGGGGGAUGAUGAGUUGUGGUUUUGGUUUGGGGGGGGGGGGGGGGGGGGGGGGAGAGUCCUAAAACGAGUAAUCGCUGUCGGAUUUGUUUAUUCCAUCAAUAGGCCAUUUCCGAGUUCCCCCGGGCCUCUGUAUCAAAACGAGGUUAAGUGCCCAGCCUUUGAUGUGGAAAUGAUUUUUCAUUCUCAUGCAAAUAAAACUCAUUUCCACAAGAAAGAAUGUGCACUUGGUCUCAUUUUGAAAGUGAGGGUUUUUGGAACUCGGAAGUGGCUUAUUAUAUGACUUAUAUAUUGCUUGCUUUGAUGGUGUUUACGGUCGUUAUUGCAAGAAGGUCAAAAUAAUCACUUUCACCUAUAAUUUGCCAAUGUUGUCCUCAAGAUUUAAAGUUCUUCAUUGUACAUUGCCUUUUGAAGAAAAUUACGACAAACAUACCGUCGCAGGGAACACAGUUUGACAUUGCUCUUGAAAAUCAUGAAUUGAGACGCAGCCUACAGAACUGAUUAGUCAGUUAUCUGCUAGUAGAUAACUAACUAAUCUGUAGGUUGCGCUGAUUUGCAAAAUUAACUGUAGGUUCCUAGCAGAGUUUCUUGUCUUAGCCAAUGAGAAGUAAAGUGUAUGAUAACAUCAGUUUUUCACCCCUAAGAAACCAUUUAACGUUGCUUUUCCUCAACAAAAACGAAGGCAAAGAUGGCGGGUAUCGUGAAUGCUCUCUUUUGUUAAUUCUUUUUUGUGUGUGUUAUUAUUAAUUUUAGCUUUUUAUUUGUCAUUUUUAAAACAGCUGGAUACUCCGGAUUGUUUGACUUUUCCUUCAGCUUAAGUUCAAGUGAGUUCCUUUUGUUGAAACUUUAUCGUACUCUAAGUAAUAAUAGUUAAAAUCGGUUUUAUUGGCCAAAAACAUAAAAUGAAAGUAAAGUAACGAUAUCAAACAGCAAGUGAAAGUAGUUUUCUAUCUAAUGGACCAACUGUUUACAAUCUCGAUGGCUCAAUACACAUUUUAUCACCAAAGUUUCUUUUAAGAGCUUUGAAAGGCGACAGCCGUACUGAAAGUUGUUUCUAACUGAUUUUCCUUGCAGAGUAUGAGCAGAUGAAAAAAAGCACUCAAAGUGGAGAAACGGUCUAUCGUGACUGCACAGAAAUUUGCAAUAAAGGUGAAGCAAGAUACCGACUCAAAUUAGUAGAAAACUACCAGUGGACACUGACCGAAGAGUUUGCUGCUGAUGUUUGUGGAUUAACAGUAAAAUUCAGGAACCGUAAAGACAAAAAGACAUACUUCGAUUUCUUGAAUUAUUGGGGAACAGUAAGUUGAAAGCAUGGUGAUAGACCUCUUUACCUGGUAUGUUUUGUUUUCCUAAUGACCCGUGGAACCUUUGUCUUUUCAUAAAUUACGAGUACAUAUGCACGGGAAUAAGACGAAAUAUGAAAGGAACAGUUCUUUAGAGUAUUAUAACAUAACCUGCGUUAGGAAAACAAAACAUGCAAGCAUGGCCUUCAGGGAACACGAGUUUUGACUAAAUAAAGGUUAAAUCUUUUUUUAAUAAAGUUGAAUUACUUACAUUGAAGUAGUCUUUUGUCGUUUCUGGUCAAUUCUGGCCAUAUUUUGUUGUAAAAGCCUGGAAAUACGCUUUGUUUUGAUUCAGAGGUAGAUCAGCAUUCAUUAAAACUUGGUAACCGAACAUUCUUUUCGAAUCCUGGGGCGCGGACGCUAAGCGCGUGGAGCAUUCUUACUAGUAAAAAGUGACCCAGGGGUUUUUAGUAGAAUACUCCACGCGUUUAUCGCCCGCGCACCAGGAUUCGAAGAAAACGCUCGGUUACCAAGUUUAAAUGAACGCAGAUCGACUUCUGAAUCAAAACAAAGCGGGUUUGUAGGCUUUCUACAAUAAAUAUACGGCCAGAAUUGACCAGAAAGGACAAAAGACUACUUUAAUGUGAAUAAUUCAACUUUAUUAAAAACCGAUUUAACCUUUAUUGAGUUGAAACCCAUGUUUUCUUAGCCCAUGAUUUAAAAAAUUCAUGAGACAAAAACAAAACGCUAUGAUAUCAUCGCCGUCAAUUUUUUUUGUUACCGCAAAGUUAUGAGAUCCCUCCUCAAAAGUGGUCAAUUCGACGCGCCCUAUACUACUCCAGGGUCUAUUGUUCACUAAACAAAAAACCUCUGCGUUGGAGGUAUCAUUUCGCGGUGGUCGAAUAUAUAAAAUUGUCUGGGAAAAGAUUUGACGACGGCUCUCCUAUCUUGUUUAUCUGUCUUACCUAGCAUGUUGUAGUUAAAGUCGUACUGGGGACGAAGAAAAUCACGAGAUUCAGAAGUUCACUUCAAGAGUUCAUAUCUUACGCUUCAGAAAAUGUAAGUUUGCACAUUAGUGCACAACGCACCUUAUAAGCUUAUUCCCCUAUUGCUGGAUUGUGGAUAGGGUAGAAUUUUUUAAUCAUUCGAUUUCAUCUUUCUUUGUUUUUUCCUUUAUGGAAAAAAAAACUAGAGCAAUCACUCACGCUAAGCAAGUGUUACAGUUUUUCUACUAAGUUGUAAACAGUCUAUGAACGGCUAGUAAAACUAGGUUUAACUAAUACAGUCAAAUCCUGUUUUAGGGGCACCCGCUUAAUAAGGACAGUUUACAUUGUCCCUGGGGAAAAAAGCCUUUACAUUUUCUCUAAAUUGGUCCCUCUUAAUAUGGGCACUUUCUAUGGCCCCCUCUUGGUCCGUAUUAACGAGGUUUGAUUGUACGAGUAAACUCUGAGAACAUACAAAGUGUUCACAACUAAUAGAUCAUAACUGCCUUGCAAGAAUUCGCUAAAAACCGUUUCUCUCAAAAGUCGAUUUGCCAGACGACGUGUCGCCCGGACUUAUUUGUCUCGCCCGAUGACUUUCAACACUCUCCAGCUCGACGUGCAGUCACUGUCUUUACGCUUAUUUCUUUUUUCAGGCCUAAAGAACGACAAAUUCAUUUUGGGCGAAUCGACUUAAGUCCAGGUGAACUGUCCGCGGGCGAAAAGGACCGAAUGCCCCUUGAGAAAGGGUCUAUUACAUUCCUUCUACGUUUCUCGUGCAUAGAAACAAUUGCCAAGCUUAAGUUUUUGUUUAAGCAGAAAAGUUAAACAAGUUUUUAUAUGAUCUUCUUUCACAUGGCAUGUUAGCUUGACCCUUAAAAGUGAUUUGUCCGUACACAAUUUUCACACCAGUUGACAGUUAUCACUUUUGCCGAAUGUGCAUGGAUAAACCGUUCAGUUACCCAGUGCUCCAUGCUUAAAAAAACGUUGUAGGGUGCAUUUUUUAGAUUUCCUUCCAAGGUGUGUUUCACAAUCGGCUAUCCUUUUGUUAAGCUAUAAUAACCGUUUAUUAAUCUAUGUUUGUCAAUCUUUCUGUGUCAAUCUAUCUGUUUGGCAACCCGCAACCUAUCCUUUUGUUGUGCUCUUUUCCUGCCUCGAUCGUAUUAUUAGAUUGCCAUACAAUCCAAGUUGAAAUGUUUUUUAUGGUCUAUAAAAAAUUUCAGGCUACCAACAGUUUUUCCGUGUCCGGAGGUUAUGCAGGUCUUAAGGCAUCGGCCAGCGUUGACGUCAAUAAAUUUGAGGAAUCAGAGGAGAGUAAAAAAGAUUUUGGAGAAGAACAACUUACUUAUAAUAUCGGUGGAGACAGUCUUCCUGAACCGAUUCAGGUGACCUUAAUGGGAAUCGAAGAGACGCUGACGCCGACGUUUUGGAGCAAUUUAGAAGAGCUGAAGAAAAAGAGAUCAUGCAAAAAGAUGACGCUUACAAAACUUGGAAAGUUUUUAAGGAACAUGAGACAAGCGAUCAAGCAAUACCCGAAAGAAAUGCACGUUAAGCGAGCUAAAGGUGUUUAUACUAUCCAUAUACACCUUGAUGUUAUGAAUAUAGCAAACAUCUUUAGUGCUGUACUAGGCUUAUCAGUCAGAGGGUAUUCAGUUUACAAAUACCAGUUUUUUUUUCAUCAACAGAGUCUAGAUUUUGUUGAAUCAAGUAAGAUCAGGGUCUGGAAUUUGCAUGGCUUCAAUUUAUUUGAAUUUAAAAGUAGUUUUUAUUCUUGUGGAAUUAGUUACCUUUAAAACUCUUUACUUAAAAAAACUUGAUGUAAUAGUUAGUGUAUUAUUGUAAACACUUAUAUCAAUUGCUUGCGCGUGGCUUAAGCGCUGACUAGUCAACAUUCGAAGUUAACUAUACAUCGUUACCCUCUAGCCUAAAAAGAGGGGUGGCGAAUGGAACCUCAAAAAACGUGGGUCUCGGAAAAUUUUGGCAUGAUCUCGAAAUCUCGGAAGCGUUUUUGAUAAGUCUCGAAGUCUCGUUUUUUCAUGGUUUGUUUUUACUUUUUUUGAGUCUCGAAACUUUUCACCAAAGAGUCUCGGGCUCGGAUUUCUAACUAGGAUCUCGGCGUCUCGGCGGGUCUCGGAUUUUACCAUUGGCCACCCCUAAAAAGCGAUGCUGUUCAAGACUCUUAAAGCAUUACUUAUUAAUAGUUGAGCGACUUACAAGUACCGGCAAUGAUAAAGACAGUGCAGUAAUUUGCGUAGAUGCCGAGCUUACGCGCGAUGUGAUGCGGAAAGAUUUAGCAUUUCUCUCGUCCAACGGUAUACUGGCAACAGAAACUCUUCGUUAUCCCCGGCGGCCAUGUUGUGUUUUUUUUAGCAGGCAGCAAAUGGGGUUCUUGGAGGGCGUUGCGCACGGAAAAUUGACGGAUGGUAUGUCACACAUGCACAAACAAGUCGAGCAAAAUGCUCCCGCUACUAAUAGCCUGUUCCAGGCUCCGAGAUAGUCGGGUCCGCUGAAUUGAGAAAGCACAAACACAAAAAUAAAAAGGGAGGAAAGUGGGGAGAGAAGGGGCCCGCCCCGCUACCUUUUCCCGUCCCUUUUUUUGUCGCGUCUUCCCCACUAUCUGAGAGCCUGGAACAGGCUAAGAUACUAAUAACUAAAUAGUAGUUGCGAAUCGUUCCGUGGAAUAUGACAGCUCGAAGGUCCUUUUGAAUUUACUAGAGCAUUAAAAGAAACAACCAAGCAAUUUAGUGUCAUUGGGGGUUAUAUAUAUUUUUUACCUGCCCUAGGAACCAAUUUUGAGGACUUCACACAGUCAAUUCAAAGGUAAUUGUUAAUCAGUCUAUUUUCUCUGCAGAUAAUCCCAUGGAACUUCAGCUUUCCUGGCCAUCUGGAUAUUACUCGCUGUUUGCUGCUACCGAUCACACCUCCUUAACAAAGGUGUGCCCUCAGGGAACUGGAUUCCAGUGGCGGCCUGGUAGUAUAACAGACCAAAAUCAUAUUAUAUUUACAUCAUUACCAACCUUAAUGGCGUCGUUUAAGAUUAACAUUAAACAGAUUGGAAAGACUGGAGAUUGGGAAAAUUUUGGCGGUGUGAAGUACGAAUUCUGCACAAAGACACAAGACCCUGGCAGCCAAUACUUCAGUCAAGACUGGCCUAAAGGAAGAUACUGUAUCUUACGAAAGAGUAGGAACACUAGAGAACCAAAAUGUCCAAGAAGUAAGUUAGAUCUUUUGUAUUAUUGUUGAUGAGCCGAUAUAAUUCCUUUGACUUGGGGUCAUGAAAACCUUGCUUUUUUAAGCUUAAUUAUAGUUUACAGUGCCUUUCGGUUCUUUGUUCUUGCACGUUUCGGUAUGCUACCUUCUUACAUCGUACCCAGAUAUCACAUUGUCCACCCUGGGUACCAGAGGUUUUUUCUCGCGUGCGACGGGGAACUUCGUUUCGUCGGCCGCAGGCCGACACGUGUUCGGCCGAAGGCUGAAGACACGAGCGGCGAAGCGCGGGUCACUUUUUAGCACCCAGGGUACACUUUGUCUUACAGUACGCUGAAAAAUGAGAUCGCCCGAUUGUGUGUCAAACCACACCGCCUCCCCUAAUAUUUCGCUUUUGUUUUUUAAUCAUCAGAUUUCGAAGCUGCUUCUGUGAUGUGGAUUGAUGAAUUGGAUUACGGAGCAUUUGAAGACUCUCUGAGACCUCCGCUGAAAAAAGGAACAUACCCUGAUGGCUCAUUCGAAAGUAAAAAACACUUUAAAAUAGAAUUCUGUUGCAGGCAGGAUGGCUUUGUCGACAACGGAAUCCAUUUACCUCUCGGUAAGGUUACUUUUACUUCGUUUAGAUCUGGUGUAAAGGAGGUUUAAUAUCGUGGAUAAAACACUGGUAUCAAAGUGGGCCUGGUGGGGAUGAAAAAUACUGUAACACAAGAGCAAGAGAAAAUGAAAAGAUCGAGUUGAUAAUUGCAGGCGGACUGGUCAUUAUUACAUCUAUUUCAUUGUAUUUUGAAAUCACUGGUGAUCCUUGCAAUAUGAUUGGCUCUUAGCAGGGUGAUUUACUUUCCAUUUCGGUUUUGAGCGAAAUUUGUUAGAAGUUUCACCUUUUUAAAAGGAAUAAUUUUUUGUAAACGAAAACGGAAAGAGAACUCAUCACAUUUUGUAAGAGAAGGUUGUUCAAAUUACCGAACAAUCUUCUACAACCCAACACAAUUCAAAAAUUCCAUUUCGAUUGGCUAACAAACUCGCUAUCUACCAUUUACAGCAUGGCCAGAAAAGGGCGGGAUAUCACAAAAACCAAAUCCCGUAAAUCCUAUAACAUAUAGAUUUAGCCAGGGCUUAAAGCGAAGCCUCGGUUUAUAUACUUAUGAUAAAAGCAAUCAAAUUUGAACUAAUAACAUGAACUCUGAGCCAGAAAAAGAGAAAUCUCCAAAUUCCUUCUUUAUUUUAGGAGCCUUCAGCAUCAGUUUACCUCUAGAGGGAGGGGUUAAAUGAUUAAGAAAGAAUAUCCCUCAAACACACCUGAAAUGAAAAAACUCUCCCAGCCAGCUAAAAGACUUAUAUUUACAGAAUAAAAAUCACUAUGCAUCAAGUCUGUAACAGAUAGAAUUCUUCCAAACUACGUAUACAUUAUCGAACCACCCCCCACCCAGCCUCGUACCCAGGCCAGUUCGCGCUAUCCGAGUUACCCGACAAGCUUGAUAGGUGACGUCACAUCCAAAAUCGCCGAGAACGACUGGGAACGAGGCUGUCCCCCACCACAUCCCUUUGCGAAGUUAUAGGUCUUUCCAGUAGCAGCAAUUUGUAGGUUACGAUAUCUAAUGGGAAGUUUUUACCGUUUCGAUACUAAUAAGUAUAAUUCUUUAACCUACACAAACUGCACAGUACGUGCUCAGGUGUUAUGCAGUGCAUACACUACAAAUUAUAAACAAUUAUUGAAUGAGGUUUUUGUGAUAUCCGAAAUAAUCAAGGUGGAGGUAAGUGUUAUCAGCCGAAGCCGAAGGCUAAGGCUGAUAACACUAACCGAGACCUUGAUUAUUCCGGAUAUCACAAAAACCGAAUCUAAUAAUUGUUUUAUUAUACAAGCCAUUCUUAUUUUUUUAUUAUAGAAGCCAUUCUUACUUCGCUGUCCGCGAACUUGACAUUGCUGUCCGUGCACUUGAUAUUGCUCUUGGAAAUAAUGCAUUGCGCGCGCAACCUACAGAUUAUUCACUAAUCUGUAGGUACAGAUUAGUGAAUAAUCUGUAGGUUGCGCUGUUUCCCAGAAUUAACCGCAGGCUUUAGCCAAUGAGAAGACAGAUGGUGACUACAAUGUAUAAUAAUAAACGUUACAACUACUACACAGUCGACUCUCGAUAACUCGAACCUUCAAGGGAAAUCGUUAAAAGUUCGAGUUAUCGGGAGUUCGAGUUUUCGGGAGCUCAAAGCAAUAGCCGGAAGUAAGGGAAAAACCAGUUUUUACUGUACAGUGAACAUUUUUAUCAUAUUUAAUUGUACAAAUGUUAAGCGAAAAAUGAAAGAUACUUCUAGAUUAUAAAUCAGAAUGUAACGUAAACAACAUAGCUUAAAUAGAGCAUUCGUUUUACCGUUUUGAGUAGUAAAGCUGUUUCACGUUAGAUUUGGGACAAACAACAUCAGCCUUCACUAGUAAACUAUAUGCCUACAACACGUUAAUGGGAAAUUCAAAAUCAACUUUUCGGACGACAGUACUCUGUUCUUUUUUCCCGACCUUUUAAGCCCUCAAAACAUGUUUCGAGUUAUCGAGAGUAAAAUGAUAUGGAAAUGAUCUGAGGGGAAACAAAAAUUACUUCGAGUUAGCGGGAGGUUCGAGUUAUUGGGAGUCAACUGUACUUAAACUUUAAAAAAAAAGACAAACUCGAGCUCGAAAAACCGACGAGUCUGUUAUUAGAAGAAAGGAGAACUCUUUCGUAUUUAGAAAGCUAAAGUUUACUUUUUUCAGCGAGAAUAGAAAGUGUAAACAAACGCAUAAACUUCAUUACCAACCUGAAAUUUCUUCAACAACGUCGGUGCCUUGGUUAGUCCAAAAUAAGCCAAGCACUCAGCCGUAAAGAAAACAAGGUGGAAUUCCUAGAAUGACAAUUUCGUACCGAAAAGCUUUCGUUUGUCCACAAAAAGGAAACUGAGUAUUUUUUUGAACUGUCUCUUUCCAUUUUUGUCUUUCGUCGGUGUAUUUUCAACCAUUGAAUGCAAAACUUUGAAAACUCUUUGGUAAGCGCACGCCAGCCAUUUUGUUGAAAAUGUAUGUCCUCCACUAAGGAGUCAAAUCCGUUUCAUCCCCUAUCCCCUAAAAACUACCAAACAUAUGCUCAGUAGACAGAUUCUGAUUGGCCAACAAUUUCUUAAGCCUUUUGGAACGGUAGGAACAAAACUCUCUAGCGGAGGAAUUCGUAUCUACUUAGAUCUACCCUGAAACAACGUACGGUAACGUCAAGACCAAAUUUUCUUGCAUCGAUAGGUUCCCGUAUCUCCUUAGCAUUGGGGAUCCGCCGCACGCUUCGCGAGCGGAGGUUCCGCUAUUAUACACUGUUUUGAACAAAAUAACGACAAACACACCGCGACGCGCGCAACACCAGGGGAAGGAGAAAAAUGUACAACUGACAUUGCCCUUGGAAACCAUGCAUUGCGGGCGCAACCUUCAGAUUAGUCCUGGGCCCAGUUGUUCGAAGGCCGAUUAGCGCUUAACCCGGGGUUAAAUUUACGUCGGGUUUCUUUUUCUUAUGUUCAAAAGCGUUUUCUCGGAUAAUUUUCUGUGCCAUUUUUAGAGCUUCCAAUAAUCAACUUCUAGACAAAAAGAAUAAAAACUGAAAUGAUUUCUAAGCUUUCAAAUCUGAAUUCAAAUCUCGCACUAACCCCGGGUUAUCUUAACCUAGCUUAGAACAACUCGGCCCUGAAGUCUAUGCUGAUUUCUAAAAUUAGCCAACGAGAAGACAGAUAGUGAGUACAAGAUAUUCAGUUUUGUUUAAUUCCUCAUCGACGCAGCAGUACAGUUUAAUUCACUCAGUUUCAUUCCUGUUUAAAUUUAAAACCGUUUCAUCGCAAUUUCUCUGGUAAAAUAUGCAAGAGCACCUUUGUUGAGCAUUAUUUCUGUUUAACAAAACUUAACUUUACUUAACAUGUAAUAACCCAAGUCUUGUUUUGUCAAUUAUUUUUGCAUUGUUUCAAAAUCAUAGACAACCCGUUUAUAUUGAUGAAAGUUCAAGGAUUCCCAUGCCAAAAGGUUUGUGGUGCACGUAAAGGAGAAUGGUCGAUCAAAACCGGAGCGUUAGAUGACCCAUUCGCUAAGGAAUCAGUUAUUAACGGCACCAUCAAACCAGCUGGAAGUACUUCUCGGCAGGCAGUGCAGCUACGUUUCUGCUAUUAUGCGAAAAUGGAAAGCGGUUUGUACCUACCAAAUGUUUUUGAAAAUAAGCAAUGAUCAAAGAUAACGGAGUGCGUUCGACCGAUCUCCAUCUCAGCUCUCUCUCCUUUUCGACUCCUUGUAGCAAGUUGGCAUCAUUGAUGUCAUUCGCCCCCGCAAAAUCUACGGGAAUGACAGAUUCAUUAAAUCAACGACCGUUGUCCCGUACAGUCUUACUCCAAUCUAUUGCAGGAGUUCGUUUUGUUAUAUUACAUUCAAACCUCAAUUAAGCGGCCAACAUCGGGGUAGAGACAUGACUUGCAUUAAAAGCUGUAUCGCAAUACAUGCUGCAUGGUGUCAAUUUUAUUAAUAAUUUAAACACCUUUACAAAUAGAAAAGUUCACUGCACUUCCUUUCUGUCCCUUAUCCGUUUGCAGCUAAAUUCUUGAAGUUUGUGUUUGUUGAGACUCUUGUGAAGGCGAGUACCGCUGAAAAAGAAUGUCAAAGUAAAGGAGGUCAUCUAGCUAGCAUUCACAGUCAGGAAGAAAAUCAAAAAAUCAGACAGAUGGUGGGAUCAGGAUCAAUGGCCUGGAUUGGCUUGAAGAGGAGAACCGUGCAAAACAGACCGUGGAUCUGGACUGAUGGCACUGAGCUAGACUUCGGGGAGUGGAAGCCCGACGUUACUGACGAUGAAAAUUUUGUUUCCAUUAGUGGAGACGAUGGCUCAUGGGAGGCAAAGACUAAAGAUCCUAAGCUUCCUUUCGUAUGCAAAGUGAUUAACUCUUGUCCAGAUGAGAAUGAGUGA